CAAGUGCGUGCUGCACGGAAGCGCAGACUUCUGCAGACAGGCAACGUCUAACUGUUGUCAGAGUGUGUCUUUAAACAUGUUAUUUUAAGGACCCAUCCAUGCAAUUGGUUGCUUUUACUCGAAUAAUUAAUGAUUUCGUGUUUGGCGGAGAUGCGGCUGUAGCGACUCUGACUGGCCGAAAGGAGGAUUGAUUUGAUUUAUUUUUAUAUUUUAGUGAUUUUGGGAGACGCAUUCAGUCACCAAACCUCUUCACGGGAGCAUCGCGUCCGACGGAAGGAAUUGCUGCGCGUGGGUCCGUUUCGCGGAUGAUCCCCAACCAAUACUGAACUCUGUGGAGAAUAUUAAUAACACCUGCACAACGGGAAGGGCAGUUAAGUGACACUAAGAAUUAUUUUUUUUUUGAAAGAGUGGGGUCUACGGAUCAACUUCCGCAAGUCUGGAAUAUUUGGAUCGAUGAUUUCAAGAGGACGGAGGAACAAAUUCAUUUAGGUCGGCAACAUGUUCAAGAGGGGGUGCGGGCUGGAGUUCCUGCUGGUUCUCUGCGGCCUGGAGUUUUCCUGGUCCUGCCCGCGUCACUGCAUAUGCUACACGGCGCCGAGCACCGUCUCCUGCCAAGCGCACAACUUCCUGACGGUUCCCGAAGGCAUCCCGCCCGACAGCGAACGGAUCUUCCUGCAGAACAACAAGAUCCACCGACUUCUCAGAGGUCACUUCAGUUCCAACACGGUGACCCUCUGGAUAUACUCCAACAACAUCACAUACAUCGAGCCAUCGACCUUCCACGGCUUCGCGCUGCUGGAGGAGCUGGAUUUGGGAGAUAAUCGCCACCUGCGCUCGCUGGCUGAAGACACGUUCCGCGGGUUGAAUCGGCUCAGCGCUCUCCACCUGUACCGCUGCGGACUCAGCUCGCUUCCCAAUAACAUCUUCCAAGGACUAAGGAGCCUGCAGUAUCUCCACUUGCAGCAAAAUCAUCUGAAAUUCCUGCAGGACGACACAUUCGCUGACCUCCACAAUCUGAGCCACCUGUUCCUCCACGGAAAUCACCUGUGGAGACUCAACCAGAACACCUUUCGGGGUCUUCACGCCCUGGAUCGUCUCCUUCUGCACCAAAAUCAGAUCGAGUGGGUUCACCACCUGGCGUUCCAUGACCUCAAACGUCUCACCACCCUCUAUCUGUUCAACAACUCCCUCAUGCAACUGUCAGGGAACAGCCUGGACACGCUGCCCGCUCUAGAAUACCUGCGUCUCAAUGACAACCCCUGGUCAUGUGACUGCAAGGCCCUCACGCUCUGGGAGUGGUUGAAACGUUUCAGAGGCUCAACGUCCUCUGUAGGCUGCCAGGCGCCUAUGGACAUGGUUGGAAAAGACCUGAAGGAACUGCACAAGGAGGACUUCUCCAACUGUUCCCCAAAUUCGGAAUCCAGAGCCCAGACCAACAACUUAUCCGGCACAGUCAGCCCACCGUCCAUGAAUCGCGGCGUAGUGGCGGGCUCCGGGGGGCAGAGCAACGUGGUGAACCCCUCCAGGGCCGGCCGUCCUCGUAACUGCGCGAAGAACCGCAGUCGCGGGAGCAAAGGGAAGGGCGACAACGAGGUCCACCACACGAAGGAGGUCAUGGCGGACAAGGAGGAUUCCUCUCCGGACUUCUCCGAUGGCGGAAAACACGAUCACACGUCCCCGGACGGCACCGUCACGAGAAGAAAGCACAAGUGUGUUCCGCGGACCACUGUUCGACCCCCAAGCGGGGUUCAGCAAGCCAACAACCGGGCGACCUUAUCCCGCCCCUUAUUAUAUGUCUACGCCCUUGUGGUUGCCUUGACGACAACAAAUGCUGACAUUUUUCUGCGCUGAUCUACGGCGGGUCUGGUCAAAGGUUACUGGAAAGAAGACGGCCCUCAACCCACUUUAUUGCUCCUGGCCCCGGUGUCUUUUUGUGCGAGUGUGAUUUUGUCUCAGUAUUGUAUAGCAACCUUAACCAUUCAGAUGAGCACAAGCAUAAAAACGUCCGAAAGACUUGCAGGGAAUCCCAGUGACAAAAGGUUCAUGCAGACCAAGCGUGCACUGCCACUAAAGCCAGGUUUCAUGCUCAUGUGUCUUUUUGUUGUUCUGUUUCAGCUCUGGACCUCCAAUAACCAAAUAUUACGCAGAGGCGGGCAUAUAAUCGCUGCAAGUCAUAAAUUUGGUCUUGUCCAUCGUGCGAUACAAUUAAACCGGAGAGUCGAUGACUGAUUGUGUAUACGGCCUCUAUCACGCUCUAAUUCCUUCCUUGCUAGCAGCGGGUCCAAAAACAGAAAAAAAAAUGUUCAUGAACAGACCUAGGAAUGUAAAUAUUCCCGUUACAAAAUGGAAUUUAUAGCCACUGUUGAGUCAAGGCCAUACAUGGGACAGAAAAUAAGCUUAUUCACAGCAAGACAUCGCUACAACCAACUUCACACAGUAAGCUAGCAAUUACCCCCCCCGAGCCCCCAACACAUGAGGCUGCCUUCUCAUUUACAUACACACAUUCGCCACUGCCCGACUGGAUGUGAAGCUGCUAAUAGUGUCGGGAAGCCGUGAACUGCCAUGUGAUAUAACCCAUUCGCUUGGUUCCGUCUUCGGGUGACGAAGCCGCCAAUGUGUCUGUAUGUCGUGCUUUUUUUUUUUGUUUGUUUUUUUACUUUUCAAGACACAGCGUGGACUUAGCGAUGAACCCAUGCAGCGGGGCCAGCAGGAAAAGUCAAACAGGGCUUUGUCAGUUUGCACAGUGAACUGAUGUCGAACUGAGCCCGCCAACCGACUGCUCAUCGCAAACUGAGGAAGACAUUUUAUCCAGACUCACUUGUCAUUGACAUACAAGACUCGAGGGAGGAGGAAAAAAUAAAUAACUAAAAAAAAAAAAAAAAAAUUUGUGGGCUGUGUGUGCUAUUUGACCCGACUUGUGUGAUUUGAGUCCAAUACAAAAGAACCAUUCAAAAGGAGCAUGGCAAACGGGGAAAGACUUCUGCCCCUCAUUCUGGGAUCCAUCGCGAUCCAGGACAAUCGCAACAGAGGUCCUAAAGGAAUUCUGUGAAGCACACAUUGACUGACGGACAAGUAUGUGAUGUGCCAGCCAACUUCUGGAGCUAAUGUGCCUCCCUCUAAUGGACUACGAUGGUAUUUGUAUUGAUGAUGUAACAAUGGAACAGAUUAUCGUGCUGAUAUCUUACAUUUCCUGUCAAACUAUGAGGAAAAAAAAUAUAUAUAUAUAUAUAUAUAUAUAUCAGUGGCAUCAAUUAUGACAACAGGGUUUUGGCUCCUUAAAACGGGAGCCAUUUUGAUUUUAUCCAGCAAUUUUUUUUUUUUCAUGCUAUAUUUUCAGAACCGUCAUUUGUGAAUGCACAAAGUUAUCAUCAUGCGUCCUCUCUCGUUCUAUUGUUUUGCAUCUGUGCGUUCAUUAUGUUGCCAGUGCGUUCCGCGCGGCCUCAUCCCAAGACUCAGAAAAAAAAUUUCUAAAGAUAUUAAAAUCUAUAUCUUCUUAUGUCUCACCGUGGCAGCCCGAGUCUGUUUAUUGAUGCUCUGAUGUUUUAUAGACUUGCUCGGAGAUAAAUCAAUGUCGCUUUCGUUUUAUUGCCGCUCCAUUCAUAUAUUGUUUUCCCCAGGUGAACAAGAAAUUGGUCUGUCAACAAAUGUGGAUCUUUUUUCAGGUUCUACCCUCUAUAUUUUUGCUCUAGCUAGCACUCAAGCCUCCCCCCCGUGGAAAUACAGCCGCAGUAUGCCAAGAAAUAGAAUCCUCCUGUGCAUCGUGUUGACACGUCUUUGCUCAAAUACAAGAGGAACUCAAAGGAAGUUCAUCAUCUUGAGCGGAGUGAAGAAACAAAAAAGAUGCUGCAGUUUGAUUAAAAACCUGAAAGCACGAGUGCUAUUUGGAAAAUAUUUUGUUUUCAUGACUAAGCCUCGAGUAUAUUUUCUACACUUCUACGUGUUUCUGCGUUUUAAAAGACAGAAUUUUGUCACGUGAUGAACCGGCGCAAAUGCCUGAAAUUAUUGAGAACACCCUCCUACUCUCAGCAUCAGCACAAAACCACCAAACUCGCAACAUAUCAGCCAGAUGUUGUCUUUGAUGCAAUAAGCCUUGACAAAGUUGCUGAAGAAGUCUCUGUUUUCUGGCUUCAUGUAUAAGCGAGCAGUUCAAUAAACGGGGAAAGCAG
Hippocampus comes (tiger tail seahorse) is the source of this 4166-nucleotide messenger RNA. RefSeq names its product reticulon 4 receptor-like 1b (gene rtn4rl1b). Gene Ontology annotation, molecular function: protein binding. Gene Ontology annotation, cellular component: plasma membrane. Bases 499 to 1851 code for a protein of 450 amino acids. The record is from RefSeq and is a predicted model, not a curated record. The transcript is spliced from 3 exons. Lineage: Eukaryota; Metazoa; Chordata; Actinopteri; Syngnathiformes; Syngnathidae.